Messenger RNA from Saprolegnia parasitica CBS 223.65, 2078 nucleotides. RefSeq lists its product as hypothetical. The transcript is spliced from 2 exons. The record is from RefSeq and is a predicted model, not a curated record. Bases 42 to 2009 code for a protein of 655 amino acids. NCBI's taxonomy places the organism in Eukaryota, Oomycota, Saprolegniomycetes, Saprolegniales, Saprolegniaceae. Gene Ontology annotation, molecular function: zinc ion binding.
CUUGGACGGCCACAGACUACUUUUGGGGUACUGCCGACGACAUGGCCGACUACUCUGGCAUCAGUCGACUGCGCCGCUUGUCCGAGCUCUUGGACCAUGACGAUGGCGAGAGCGAUGGCGAGAACCACGUGCUGCCCGUGUCGGCUGUCGGCGUGUGCAUUGGCGCCGCCGAGGACGAGACCAUGGACGACGACGACGAUGUGAACGUCGACACGACCGUCUGCAUCGAGUGUCGCCACCAGCGGUCCGAGGUCUUUUGCGAGCAGUGCCAUGACCACUUUUGCCGCCUCUGCUACGGUGGCCAGCACCGCAAGGGCAACCGGAAAACACACACCUUCCAGCCCAUUCUGCAGUCGACGGACGACGCCCGCGAGAAGAUCCAGCCUGCUGCGCCGACGGUGCCACUGCCGUCUACUGCGUCGAGCCGACCCUACGAAGGUGAUGCCGAUUCCUCCGACGACAGUGAUGACAGCGGCAACUCGAGGCCCUCCCGCUUCCGCGGCUCGUCGUCGUCGCGCAAUAUCUGUACCUUGAUGGGCUCAUUGCUCUUAGGCGGACUGUCUUCGAAACAGCUCCCGUCGUCGUCGGCACAUGCAGUCCCGAACGCGACCAUGCGCGACCGCGCACGGUACAUCCCCGUGCGCCUCACGUACGAAGAGCGCAAGCGCCUCCGGACGCUCGAGGCCGCGCUCAGCGUGUGUCACUACACGGACAAGAUUGACACGCUGCUUGCGAUGAACCCGUCGAAGCGCACGCGCCUCCAGCUGCAAGAAAUCGCCGGCUUCCUUAGCGGCCUCGUCGUCUCGAUGGACUACAAAGCCGGCCAGACGCUCUUGGACGAGAAGCAGUUUGAGCCGCUCGAAGGUUUCUUUGGCGACCUUUUCGAGCUCGGGCGGCGCUACAAGAUCAUGAACCCCGAGAAGAUGCGCGGCGAGUACGGUGCGCUCAUGUACCUGCUGCAAGACGCCGUGUCGCCUGCGAUCCACGACCUCCUCGGCUUCUCGCCCGUCAAGCCGCUCAAGACGGUCUACGCUGUGCUCGAAGCGCAUGGCGUGCUCGGCAUCCUCGACCACCCGCUCAUCGAGACAGCGACGAUGGUCGUGGCACCCGAAGGCAAGUCGCGAGCCAAAAUUCAGCAGCAGAUCAAGGCCAAGGACGCGGCGAUCAAGGAGAUCACGCGGUCGUUCUUCUCGUCGAGCGUCUCGGCCGACGAGAUCCAGCAGUGCCUCUACUCGAUCGCGGACAACAACUACCAUCUCUACUUUGAGCGGGACCCGAUUGACCGCAUGAUCACGCUCCUCACCACGCACUUUCCGAGCCAAGAUACGACGGUCGAUGCCAAGUACUCGCUCGCGAUCGUCUCGGGCAGCGACGGCGCGCGCCUCUCGCACUCGCACGCGCGGCAGUACCACUACGUCCUCCAGUCGCUCACGCUCUGGCGCGAGAUCGCGCACGACAUGUUUCGCCUCUGGUGCCUCACGGACGACGACCUGCUCACGGCCAAGUCGCCGUACCAGCUCACGGACACGGGCCAGGGCCUCCACCGCAUCCAGGCGUCGCCGCUCGUCUCGCGUGCGAUGCAUGUGCUUUUGCAUACGACGCAGGAGCGCUUGGAGCACUGGGUCGGCUCGAGUGUCAUCCAUCUCGGCGACAAGAACGUGCCGAACGCACUCAUGUUUAUCGACAAGUACGCGCAGGUCGGGCACAUUCUUCGGCCGAUCGUCAAGACCAUCGACGCGAUCGACGAGUUGGCGGCCAAGUCGGCCGAGCUCCAAAAGUACAUUGCGACGACCUUUGGCGGCCCCGAGACGCUCAAGAAGGACAUCCUCGUCGAUUUUUUCCGCGAGGCAUUUGACGGCAGCGGCGCCGACAACUUCUUCGAUGCGGGUUCGUGCAUUGACGGCCGCCUCACGAGCGCGUGGAACUGGUGCUCGCGCCUCCACGCGAAAAAGUUCUUCCCCGUCUUCAAGCUCGCGGGCUUUGUCGGCUUUGACGGCAAGUUUGGCUAAGACGUCUUUCGCAUCGCCGCACUAGAGAGAGAUUGAGGACGACGUCAAUAUAAACAUGCUUGACAACGA